Molecule: messenger RNA, 1637 nt
Organism: Aphidius gifuensis
Lineage: Eukaryota; Metazoa; Arthropoda; Insecta; Hymenoptera; Braconidae
Exons: 6
Coding region: 102-1637 (511 amino acids)
Biological process (GO): SCF-dependent proteasomal ubiquitin-dependent protein catabolic process
Cellular component (GO): SCF ubiquitin ligase complex
Source: RefSeq, a predicted model, not a curated record
GUCAAUAACAUUGUGUAUUAAAAAACAACAAAAUCCAUUGCAUUAAACUACUAAAUUAAUCAUUAACAAAUCAAAGGAUCAAUUAAGAUAGUUUACUCAAAAUGGAUGCAAAAAGAAUAUGUGUUGACAAAGUCCAACUAACCUCUGAUGAUGAUGACAAGGAUCAAAAAGCUGUCAUCAAUUCACUGGAUUACGAUUCAUUAGCAAAAAUUUUCAUGUUGCUACCAGUACCAGAGAGAAUAGACAUGGAAGAAGUUUGUGUCAAAUGGAAAGAGGCAUGUCAACGAGCUUGGUAUGACAUAAAAAAAUACAAAUGUGAAUCAUCAAUUGGACGUUGUUAUGAUAACCGUUUGUUGACACAGUCAUACGUCGAGAAAAUAUUAUUAAUGUGUGGUAAAUAUUUAAAUGAAUUGUCCCUAUCAGGCGUUUGCAAUUCAAAUAUCAUGCCAUUUGUUGGUGAUCGCUGUAAGAAUUUAACAAGUCUUGAAUGUGAAUUUAACGACGAUCCAUCAAUUCAUGAUGCUGAUCACUUUGCUCAAGCAUUUACACAGUUGGAUAAAUUAAAAAGCAUAACAAUAACACUGAGUAAUAAUUACUAUAAUGGAACACUUAAUUUAUCUAAAAUGAUUAAUAAUCUUCCAGAAGAAAUUUAUGAAAUUCAUGUACUUUCUAAACCUUCCAUAGGCCAAGGAAGAACAGUUUCUAUGACUAUUGAAAAAUUUAAAAAUCUUCAAAAAUUGGCAGUACAUGGCAUCUGUUCAGAAAAUCUUCUUCAUGAAAUAUCAGAAAAAACAACACUUGUACAUGUUGACAUUUACAUAUAUGAUGUACACCAAAGGUUUUUUUCGUUUGAUAGACUCGUUAAUUUAGAACAUAUUGACCUAAAGCUGCGGAUGCAUACUGAAAGUUUACGUGAUCCUCGUACUGACCCCCCUACAACCGUACUCUUUACUAUUUUUUCUACAUGCAUAAAUCUGAAACAUCUUCAUAUUUCAUAUGGUCUUAGCUAUGAUGAAGCUCAAAUUCCUCUAACAAAAUGGAGAAACUUACAAAACUUACAAUAUCUUGGUAUUACUUGUAGUAUCACACCUGACUUGGCGAAUACAAUGGUUAAAUAUUGUAAGAAUUUGAAACACUUAAAGAUAUGGGAUUUAGGAAUGAUGGAUGAUACUGCUUUAAAAAAGUUGACUGAGUUGGAAAGUCUUGAAUGUUUAUCAUUGCUUGGUUGCGUUGAGUUAAAAAAAGAAUCAAUAAUCGCAAUUUCAGAAAAUUGUAAGAAACUUAAACGUUUAGAAAUUCCUUCUGGUUCUAUUGAUGAAUCACGUUUUUCUUCAUCUGUUCUUGAUGAGAUAUUUGAUGAGAUAUCAAAAUUGCAAUAUCUUGAACAUCUAAACUUUUCUAUGGUAAAAAAUCUUAAAAAUAAUAGCUUUAUUAGUAAAUUGAAAGGAUUAAAAGAAUUGCAUUGUGGUCAUUGCAAGAAACUUACUGAAGCUGGUAUCAUUCAAUUUAUAAAAAAUAAUCCAGAUCUUGAAGAGAUUAGUGUCGAUGGUAUUGAUAAUAUUACAAUUAACCUGGUUAUUGCUGUUGAUCAAGUAACUAAAAAUCGUACAAAUGGUCUACAAAUAACUGUUUGUUAA